Molecule: messenger RNA, 643 nt
Organism: Pomacea canaliculata
Lineage: Eukaryota; Metazoa; Mollusca; Gastropoda; Architaenioglossa; Ampullariidae
Exons: 4
Coding region: 79-525 (148 amino acids)
Source: RefSeq, a predicted model, not a curated record
UCUUCCCUCGUUCACUUUGUAGCCCCGCGCGUUUUUCCCUCACAAGCCCCUGAGAACUUUAACACGUAGGUCUGAGGCAUGGCUGCCAAAGGAUGCUCUCUGCACAUGGUCUUUCUUCGGAUCGAAAUAUUAACAAUGGUUCUACUUGUAGGACAGAAAAUCUACUGCGCUGAACUGCCGCUUCGAGCGCCAUGCGAUAUUUCCCGGAUGGAGUUCGCCUUCCCCAGUGUGGUGGACAUCAAAGGGAGACCAUUUGGCAACUGGACCAUCGACACCCCGCUGCCGGCAUCUGCACGAGUGAUGUUCACUUGGCGUGGCCGCCAGCGACUCCUCCGCCUCUUCCACAACGAUGUUGCAGUCAAAGAGAUGGUGGUCGUCUACAAUGACCGCAACCGCAACGACACCGUGGCGGAGAUAGGAACGGGCGACAACUGCUUUCACGUCGGGUUUGUGAAGGGGGAGCCAGCGUCGUUACGCUGCAGUCUCGACAUGCACGGGUCUGGCAGGUUACAUACAAACAGAUGAGGAGCUGCUCUUCGUCGUGCCGUGGGGGGAGGACGGCAAGGUUUGGGGACAGCGGCCGCACGUGCUCUACACCUGCAACGAACGCAACGAGUCAACAGCCAACGGAAAUGAUAACAGU